CGCACAUAUAUACAUAUUGUAUUUGCCAAAACAUUGUGCACAUUUCAAGAAUGACAGGCAUUUCCAUUGAUUGACAAUGGCUGCAAGAACACCUCAAACUGGUCGGAGAAGAAAACGACAGCAACCACCAGUGUACAGUGGAAUAAGUGGUUCAUACGAAGACAAAGACAACGAUUAUGUUUGUCCAAUUUGUUUUGAUCUGUUAGAAGAGGCUCAUAUGACAAAAUGUGGGCACACAUUCUGCUACAAGUGUAUCAAGCAAAGCCUAGAACAGAGUAAUAGAUGUCCAAAAUGUAACUUUGUCAUCGAUAGUGUUCAGCAGCUUUUUCCAAAUUUCACUGUAAAUGAACUGGUGCUGAAACACAGAGGAAGACAGGAUGAAAAGAAGAUGAAAAUUGACCAACAGAACUCACCAGGAGGUGGCUCUGACCUCUGUGACCUUGUAACGGAAGACAGCCUUGACCUUCCUCAUGUCAAUCAGCUGCUGUCAUUAUUACACCACAAAAAACAGCUGUUAGAAGCAGAUGGUACGCUGGCACAAAAUCUUAUUCUGAAAGAAUUUUUACAACAAAUUCGUUUAAAGAAACAGGAGCAAAUAGACCAGUUAACUAGAGAACUUGCAGUUAUUGACGAAGAUACAAAAAAAGUGGAGAUGAUGAUCUCAGAACACAGAAGGAAAUAUCCGUUUACUCCUGACCAUCUGGUGCCUAAUGGUUUUGAUCCCUCCAUAUCCUCUAACUCUGAUAUGGGCAGUCAAGAAGGUUUUAACGGCAGCAAAAACGCUGGCAAGUGGUUAAGUACAACGAUGGCAGCGAGGAAGAAGAAGGUCAGUCAACACUUUGAUGAUCUGGAGCAGUGCUACUUCUCUGUGAGACAGAGAGAAAUACUUACUGGUGGAGAGAAUAAAGAUGGACUAGGAGAGUUUACAGAAAGUCUUUCAAAGUUCACCAGAUUUAGCUCAUUCAGACCACUGGCCACUCUCAGCUAUGCCAGUGACUUCUAUAGUGGCUCCAGUAUAGUAUCCAGUAUUGAGUUUGACCGAGACUGUGAUUAUUUUGCUAUAGCAGGUGUUACAAAGCGUAUUAAGGUGUUUGAAUACUGCAAUGUUAUAAAGGAUGUGGUGGACAUUCACUACCCAGUCAAUGAGAUGGUGUGCAACUCCAAAAUCAGCUGUGUAACUUGGAGCGCGUAUCACAAGAACAUGCUGGCCAGUUCUGACUAUGAGGGCACCAUUACCUUGUGGGAUGCUUUCUCGGGCCAAAAGUCCAAGAUCUUCCAGGAACAUGAAAAACGUUGCUGGAGUGUUGAUUUCAACAGAAUGGAUCCUAAGCUACUAGCGUCUGGAUCAGAUGACGCCAAAGUGAAGUUGUGGUCCACCAGUGCUGAACACUCUAUAGCAAGUUUAGAGGCAAAAGCUAAUGUGUGCUGUGUCAAGUUCAACCCUGAGAGUCGCUACCAUUUGGCUUUUGGUUCUGCAGAUCAUUGUGUACACUACUACGACCUUCGGAACACUAAACAAGCUGUGAUGAUCUUCAAAGGUCACAGAAAGGCUGUGUCCUAUACAAAAUUUUUAAACACCAAAGAAAUAGUAUCAGCAUCCACAGACAGUCAACUAAAACUAUGGAAUAUCAAGAAGCCUACUAAUUUACAGACCUUUAAGGGGCACAUUAAUGAGAAAAACUUUGUGGGCUUGGCUACUGAUGGAGAUUAUGUUGCUUGUGGAAGCGAGAAUAAUUCCCUCUAUGUGUAUUAUAAAGGCCUGUCUAAACAGCUGCUCACAUUUAAGUUUGACACAGUCCGCAGUGCUUUGGAGAAGGAUAAGAAAGAAGAGGAGAUCAAUGAGUUUGUUAGUGCUGUUGCCUGGCGACCAGGCUCCAAUGUGAUAGUAGCAGCCAACAGUCAGGGAACAGUUAAAGUGCUAGAAUUAGUGUGACAAAUGCUGUCAUAGUUUAUGUGGGACAAUCAACAAUUCAAGAUAGUGUUAACUGGAUCUAGUGUCCCAACAGAAGCAAGGGUAUGAUUGGACGUAACUAAAUAUUGUAUGCUGAAAGGACAGUAUUAGUGACAACUAAAUAUUGUAUGUCGGAAGGGUAGGCUUGGUGGCAAAUAGAUCUUGUAUGCUGAAAGGAAAGGAUAAGUGACAGCUAAAUGUUGUAUGCUGAAAGGAGGGGAUUAGUGACAACUUAAUGUUGUAUGCUGGAAGGAGAGGACUGAUGACAACUAGAUGUUGUAUGCUGGAAGAACAGGAUUAGUGACAACUAGAUGUUGGAAGGACAAAAUUAAUGACAACUAGAUGUUGGAAGGACAGGAUUAAUGACAACUAGAUGUAUGCUUAAGGGAGAGGAUUGCUGACAACUAAAUGUUGUUUGCUGGAAGGAGAGGACUGAUGACAACUAAAUGUUGUAUCCUGGAAGGAGAGGACUGAUGACAACUUAAUGUUGUUUGCUGGAAGGAGAGGAUUGCUGACAGCUAAAUGUUGUUUGCUGGAAGGAGAGGAUUGCUGACAGCUAAAUGUUGUUUGCUGGAAGGAGAGGACUGGUGACAACGAAAUGUUGUAUUCUGGAAGGAUAGGAUUAGUGACAACUAGUUGUGAACACUGUAUUCAGCUGUAACAGUAACAAGAUUGAUUGGAACUAGUUGUAGUUUCUGGAAGGGCAGGAUUCAAGACAUCUAGAUGUGUACUGGUAUACUGAGGGCAGUUGUAGGAUUGACAUGUUUGAUGACAGCCAGAUGUUGUACGUGGAAAGCAUAGGAAUGACACCAAGAUGUUGUAUAUUGAAGUUAGUUUUUAAAAGAAAUAGGACUAAAACAAACUAGAUGUUGUACAUUGGAAUCAUUUCUACCAAGGCAAACCUAAUAAUAUCUAGACUGAUUUAUUCAGUAAGUGAAAAAACAGGAUUAACAAAGAAUUGUCAAUCCUGAAAGGACAGCAUCAUUGACAACCAAAUGUUGGAUACUUACGUCUGUGAUAACAAGGAGAACUGGAGGAGUAAACAAUUUAUCUGUGGGUAGACAAAUCACGUAAUUAAUAUUCAGUCUGACAGCGGGUAGACAACCAGAAAAAGUCUGUGCUUUAUAAAGACAUUUAAUGGUACUUUUUUAUUGUUAUAAUAUUGCCAAAUUUAAGUGUUGACAUGACAAGUUAAAAUUCACCUGAAAGUAGUACUGUACUACACAGAAUGUAAGGUGUGUGAUAUAGUAUGUUGUGUUUGUGAGAUGAAUACAUUUAUUAAUCAUUUAUGCAGAAGUGAUACGUUAUAUACUUUAAGGUGAAAGUGGUUUUGGGGAGGGACGUGUUACUGGUUUAUUUUAUGAAAUAACCCUAUAUAUAUUGUAUAUUAGUUAAGAGUUUAUAAAGCAUACAAAUUGAUGAAAACCUGUUGACGAGAAGAGCAUAGUAAGUGUCUGUGGUAUUGAGAGUUUAGCUACGUGACACUCUUUAUAAGUUUUUAAGGUUAACAAAUUAAAACCUUUCAUAUGUGAGUAGUUUCUUUUUUCUCAAUAGAAAUUUUUAAUUUUUACAUCAAUUCAUAUUUCAGAACCACUUGUGACCAGACAUUGAAAAAGAUGUGUUUUAUACAGAGGUGACUUUUGAUAUGGUUUGAUGUAUCAUAUGGUCACAAUAUUUUACUGUAGACCAACAUUCUUUCACAUGCAUCCAACGUUCUUUCACAUGCAUUUCAUUUUCAUGACUUUUCAGUUGAGAAGCAAAAUUACAAAACUUAAUGAUAGUGAAUUAACAUGGAAAAUAAAAUUAAUAUUUUCAUGGUUCAAUCUUGUUGAUUAAUGAUAAAAAAAUUUUUUUAACUUAAUGUACAAUUUAUUCUGAAUCCUCCUGUUCUGAAUAAUAUGUAGCUAAAAUUCUUAGCACAUUUGGUAAAUCUGUUAUUUCAUGGUCAAGAAUUAAUUUAGUAAAGAUUUUAAUUCAUUGCCUGGGUCACCUGUAUAUGAAGCCGUACACACUUUAAGGUGACUGUGAUCAACCUUCUCAUUGGUAAUGAAACAAGCUUGUGACACCGAAUUAAUUUUAAAGCUAAUGAGACUGGUUGAUUUAUAGGGGUAUUGUACCAAAUUUUUUUAUUCCUGAAGUGUCAAAAAGUUGCUCCAGUCUAUGAAAAGUCAUUAAGUGAUCCAUGUCCUUCACCUAUCCGUGGGCAAGCUUAAAUGUCAUGGCAAAAUUAACAACCAUACAUGGGGCUCCAAACAGGGUUUGCGCCCUUCAAAUUUACAAUUAUCAUAGUGGUUCAGAAUUCAUGAAUGUAAAUCAUAGCAAUCUGGUAUUGCUGAAAUCGCAAGGGUUGCCACAAAAGAAUGUUGGUUUACAGUUGAAUACUUGCUGAUAUUUAUGUAAGAAAUUUACACAACCAUUUUGUAAUAUCAAAACGUUUAUUUAGAUAGGAGGUCACAACAGAUGUAUGUUUAAAUGUUGCAUUUUCUAAAGCUCUCUCCAAGAAAUCUGUCUGUUUAUUGACAUAUAACUGAUCUAUGUUGUAAUGAGGAAAACAGUUAACAUUUUAACACUCUUCACCAUAUGAAAACCUCAUUUUAAUUGAAUAAGACUAUAUAGGGCAUGAUUAACACAAAAGUAGACAGUUCUUUAAACUCUUAAUUCAGUUGUUUGUGCCAAUGUCAAUCAGUAUUCACUGUCCCUGCAGUGAUAUUUGUUAAUAACAUUGGCAAACAUACAACAAUUCUGAUUUCAAAGGCUGAUGAGUGUAUGGAAUGAAGCUGGAGAGUUGUGUAUCUGUGAUCCCAGCAUCUACUGGAAUGUUGUACUAUUAGACCACCCGUGUUCUGAUCUCCAAGUGAUGUAGGAGACCGUGAUAAUGUCUCUCGAGGUAGUUUGAUAUACCAACUGUGUUACUGUUCCUAAUUGAGUUUAUAUUUUGUUAUACCUGAUGUAGUUAGUACAGAAAAUUAUUGUACAUUGUUACAAGCCAGUGAUUUCUUGUUUCAGUAUAUCAUAUUAUGUGUUUAUAAAGAGUCUAAAAAGGUCAGUGGAGGCAGUAGUAGCUAGAAAACUACACAGGUUUUGGAAUGGUAUUUACACCAACUCAUGUUUAUUGAAAUGAAAUGAAGUUGCAUUUAUGUUUCUACUUAUGAAUUGUUCAUCAAGUUUGUAAAAUGCGUCGUGUAUUUGUAUGUAAAAGUGCUAGGUGUUAGAAGGUACCAGUGAACAUGUGUUGGAGAGUGCUUAUGCUAUGUGUGUUAAAUCGUUAAUGUUAGAAAGUGACAGUGUAUUGUGUUGGAGGACACUAGUAUUAUAUGUUGGAGAAUACUUGUCAUGUGUUUUGGGGGACACUAAUGUCAUGAGAUAGAGGGUACUAGUGUUAUGUGUUGGAGAAUACUAGUGUCAUGUGAUGUAGGUACCUGUGUCAUGUGUUGUGAAGAUACCAGUGUCAUGUGAUGGAGGGUACCAGUGUCAUGUGUUGGAGGACACUAGUAUUAUGUGUUGAAGAAUACUGGUAUCAUGUGAUGGAGGGUACCUGUGUCAUGUGUUGGGAAGGUACCAGUGUCAGGUGACGGAGGGUGCCAUUGUCAUGUGUUGGGAUGGUACCUGUGUCAUGUGAUGGAGGGUACCAGUGUCAUGUGAUGGAGGGUACCAGUGUCAUGUGUUGGAAGGGUACUAGUGUCAUGUGAUGAAGGGUACCAUUGUCAUGUGAUGGAGGAUACCAGCAUCAUGUAAUGGAGGAUACCAGUGUCAUAUGUUGGGAAGGUACCAGUGUCAUGUGUUGGGAAGGUACCAGUGUCAUGUGAUGGAGGGUACCAGUAUCAUGUGAUGAAGGGUACCAUUGUCAUGUGAUGGAGGGUACCAGUGUCAUGUGAUGGAGGAUACCAGCGUCAUGUAAUGGAGGAUACCAGUGUUGUGUGUUGAGAAUGGUACCAGUGUCAUGCGUAAGAGUGUAACAUUGUCUGGUGUUAGUGUGUACCAGUGUCUGGUGUUAGUGUGGACCAGUGUCUGGUGUUGGAGUGUACCAGUGUCUGGUGUUAGAGUGUACCAGCGUCUGGUGUUAGUGUGUACCAGUGUCUGGUGUUAGAGUGUACCAGUGUCUGGUGUUGGAGUGUACCAGUGUCUGGUGUUAGAGUGUACCAGUGUCUGGUGUUAGUGUGUACCAGUGUCUGGUGUUAGAGUGUACCAGUGUCUGGUGUUAGAGUGUACCAGUGUCUGGUGUUGGAGUGUACCAGUGUCUGGUGUUAGAGUGUACCAGCGUCUGGUGUUAGUGUGUACCAGUGUCUGGUGUUAGAGUGUACCAGCGUCUGGUGUUAGUGUAUUGGUUAUGAGAUGUGAUAUUCGCCUGUGUGUUUUGGUGUGUUUAAGUGAGGAUGGAUCAUUAUUACAACAUAGUUAGUCUUAUUUGUGUGAUAUAUUCCUAUAUUUUUAUUUAGGAGUCCUUACAGAGAUACCUAUUCUGGCAGAUUUUUCUUGAGUGAAAAUCAGAUUUUUCUGUAUUUAAGCUAGACUAUACAGUUUAACUGUGGGAACUUUUUUCCUUAACAACACCAAAUUUCUAUGAAACCUGGUGUUUAUAUGUGAACAUAUUUGUAAGUUAUCCUUUCUCUAUUUCAACUUCUGUGAUAUUGUUUGUUUUCAUGGUCAAGUAAUAAAAGAACAAGUCAAUAUCAGAGAAAUAUAUUAAUUACCAAAUAAUACAUAUUUCACAAUGUAUAACACUUACCAUGUUGGGUGCCAGAUGUUGGGUACCAGAUGUUGUAAACCCUGAUACCUGAUGUUGGGUACCAGAUGUUGUAAACCCUGAUACCUGAUGCUGGGUACCUGAUGUUGGGUACCCUGAUACCUGAUGUUGGGUACCUGAUGUUGUAAACCCUGAUACCUGAUGUUGGGUACCAGAUGUUGUAAACCCUGAUACCUGAUGCUGG
Molecule: messenger RNA, 6879 nt
Organism: Ylistrum balloti
Lineage: Eukaryota; Metazoa; Mollusca; Bivalvia; Pectinida; Pectinidae
Product: E3 ubiquitin-protein ligase COP1-like
Exons: 22
Coding region: 77-1933 (618 amino acids)
Biological process (GO): proteasome-mediated ubiquitin-dependent protein catabolic process
Molecular function (GO): ubiquitin protein ligase activity; protein binding
Source: RefSeq, a predicted model, not a curated record